UUGUGUGUUAGAGAAAGAGAGAGAGAGAGAGAAACCCCAGAACGAUGAAGCCGACGAGUCUCCGUCGCCCUGCUUCCUCCAUCUUCCUCCUCCUUCAAGCGCCGACUGCGAUCUCCAGCCAGCCAUCAUCCCAUUCCAUCCUCCCUCUCUCGUCUCGCCCUCGUCGUCGUCGUCGGUUUUCCUCGACCCCUAACCUUAAUUUAGAUGACCCAAAGGAGGUCUUGAGUCACGUGAGGAAAAUGUGCAGGAAUGGUGGCGUGUUUUCGAGCGUCGGCGAUGCCCAGCGUUGCUUCGGUGUAAUGAUGAAGACGGACCCUUUGCCUUCCCCCCGGGAUUUCAGUCUUCUGUUGGGUACUGUAGUGAGGAUGAAGCACUACUCCACUGCCAUCCGCUUGAUUGAGCAGCUGCAUUCGUUAGGGGUUGAAGAUAAUCAUUAUUGGCUGACGAUUUCCCUGAAUUGCUUCUGUCGGUUAGAGCGGGUCGAUUUGGGUUUGUCUAUCCUGGGCAGAAUCUUGAAGCUUGGGUUUCCCAUCACUGUGGUGGCAACGAGUACCUUAAUUGAUGGUCUCUUUAUUCAGGGCAAAACUGAUCAAGCACUGAGGUUCCUCGAUGAUAUGGGACGAAAUGGCCCCGAACCUGAUGAGACCACGUAUGCAAUAAUCGCAAAGGGGUUAUGCAGGGCUGGUAACACCAGAUUGGCGAUUGAAUUGCUGAGGGACUGGGAAGAGAGAGGCUGCAGGUUCGAUUCCUUCGCAUAUGGCAUAAUAAUAGAUAGUCUUUGCAAGAAGAGAUUCAUCACUGAGGCCGUGAGACUCCACGAAAGUUUCAGUAGGAAAGGCGUCGAACCAAAUGUUGUUACUUAUAACUCCUUGAUCCACAGUAUGUGCGAUGGAGGCCAGAUGGAAGAUGCUCUCGUAUUGUUGAAAGAGAUGAUGAGCGGAGGCAUCCAACCCAACAUAUUCACUUAUAGCUCCUUGGUUCAUUGCUUAUGCAACUGAGGCCAAUGGAAAGAUGCUACGGUCUUGUUGGAGAAGAUGAUGAAGGCAGGAAUCAAACCGGACGUCGUUACUUAUACCUCCGUCAUUCAAGGAGUUUGCAAUUCCGGCCAUUUAGAAGAGGCUCGAAGACUGCUGAGUCAUAUGGUGCAAAGCAGAGUCAUGCCUAACGUUCUAACCUUUGGUGUCCUGGUGGAUGCACAUUGUAAAGAGGGAUUGCUUGUAGAGGCAGAGGCCAUAGUUGACCAGAUGAUUCAAUUAGGUAAAAUGCCUAAUAGUUUGAUUUAUAAUACAUUGAUGAAUGGUUAUUGUUUGCAAAAUAGGAUGAAAGAUGCAAUGGAAGUGCUUAAUUUGAUGGUUGAAAGAGGCUGCUCACCUACUGUUGUUACUUAUAGCACGUUGAUUAAUGGAUACUGCAAAGCGAAAAGAAUGGACAAGUCAAAGAUGCUUUUCCAAGAAAUGCUCCGAAGGGGCCUGAUUCCUAAUGUCAUAACAUACAGCACUCUCGUGGACGGAUUUUGCAAGGUUGGGAACCUUGAAGCCGCAGAGGAGUUAAUUAACGAGAUGCAGUCUCGCGAUCUCUCUCCAAAUCAUUAUACCUUGAACUCUUUCCUGGAUGGCUUAUGUAAAAUGCAGCAGAUUGACAAGGCCAUGAUAUUACUUCGAAAGAUGGAAGAUUCCAAAUUUGUCCCACACAUCGUGACUUACAAUAUCCUAAUAAAUGGCAUGUGUAAUGCCGGAAAGCUUGACGAUGCAAUAGGGCUGUUUGAUUGUUUGCAUGCUCGAGGGUUGCAACCUAACGUGUGGACGUAUAGUAUUGUCAUGCGUGGAUUGUGCAAAGGAGGACGCACGGAAGAAGCAUAUCAGCAGCUAAAGGAGAUGCAAAGAAAUGGAUGCCUUCCAGAUGGUGUCACUUAUAACACAAUCAUCCAAGGACUACUAAGAGAUAACAAAAAUACGAGAGCAGCGCAACUUGUCGGUGAAAUGGUUGAAAGGGGUUUUUCUGCAGACUUAGCAACGAUGGAGUUGUGGAUUAACUAUCUCUUGACAAAUGAAGCUCCUUCAUUUUCUAGUUGAACCCUCCAUUGUGUGUGAGAUCUGUCCACUUUUUCAUCUGAAAUUUGAUGGAGAGUAAACCAGAUUAAUGGCAGGUUUUCUUCCAGACAUCACCUCCUUGAGUCCCAUGUCCCAUUUAUGAAGCCGUUUUAAGUCUGGGAGAUUUUUCCUCUUGCUUCAUUAUCAGGCUUUUAGAGGGGUGGAAGGUUGAUUUUGCUUUUCGUAUACCUAGGUUUUGCAAGAAAUCUCUGUAUUUAACUGGUACAUGUGCUUGUCGGUUAGUGCUUCUGGUGCCUACUAUUUAUCAAACAGGUCAAAUUCAUAUGAAUGAUCAAGUGGUGUGAGGAUGUUCUCAAAUUAAAUCAAUGUUAAUAGCAAUAACUGUACUGUGUACCAUAUGCAAUUCAGACAUUAUAGACAAGUAUCAUGGAUCUCUUCUUCAAUGGGACCAAAGAAAACAAAUUUUGUUUUUUUUUCAGGGUGUAAUGUAUGCUUUGAGAGAGAGAUACUGGUUUUCUUUUAUUUUCUUUUCCUAACACCUCUGAUCCCUUCAAUGUCUUAUUUACCAUAGUUCUUCAAGGAAGAUGCACGGGUGGAAGUGGAUGGUAUAUGAUCAUGGUGAUGGGCACUUUGAAUCAAUAGCGGUGAAUACUUGUGGCGGGCUGGGUACUCAGAUUGUCAUCGCAGGUCGAUUACAUAUUUGGGUUAUUUGCUCUGCUUCUCACAGCAAAGUUUGAUGGACGGCUUGCUGACUAAGGAACAUGGCUGCAGCUGUAUGGAAACAACUUUCAGUAUCAUUUCCUUUGCACUGCGAGGGAUUUUCCAAAAAGCAUCUGUUGAUGCGGAACAUGAAUGCCACUGACAGACAUUGCCAAUGCCAAACCGCAUUGACGUCUGCAGUGGCACCAAUCAACUUCAUUACAACAGGCCCAUAGGAUGUAACUUUCUUUGGUCCUCUAUAGAGGCAGCCGGAUUGCUUGGACAGUCUUCCUCUUGUCACGCCCACUCCUCUUUGUUUGCUCACAUAAUCAUAGUAGCGUGGAAGCACUCCAGAGAACGCUCUUCUAGCAAAGUUCACGUGUGGAUAUCAUGGGAGCAAAGUUCACGUGUGGAUAUCAUGGCCGAUAUGAUCGAUUGAACUCAGAAGAAAGAACCUGUCAAGCAAAAGGAUGAAUUGGAAGUUCUGCAUAUAUAACAAGAGGAUCAACUCAGCUCUCUGUUGUCCAUUUUCUUGUUUACAAAAGCUGGUCCAUGGGCUUGCCCACUGAAGCAAAGCCAGUGUUGUUGCGAUGAUGGUUUUAAUUUCACUUUUCGAGAUUCUUCGCUGACUGGAACCAUGUGCAAGUGCAUCAGGCUUCAGUUUUAAAAGAAGCUUUAUGAUUUCUUUUGCUGGAAAGUCGUGAGCAUGGUGUAUCCUUUACUGUAAAUUAUGUCGACUCACCUCAGAUUGAUCCUUUAGUGUUAGAUAUCGAUAUGAAGUAGAGGCCUUGAAACCUUCAA
Molecule: messenger RNA, 3551 nt
Organism: Eucalyptus grandis
Lineage: Eukaryota; Viridiplantae; Streptophyta; Magnoliopsida; Myrtales; Myrtaceae
Product: pentatricopeptide repeat-containing protein At3g22470, mitochondrial
Exons: 2
Coding region: 1035-2072 (345 amino acids)
Molecular function (GO): protein binding
Source: RefSeq, a predicted model, not a curated record